This is a messenger RNA of Triticum turgidum subsp. durum (durum wheat), 5433 nucleotides long. The record is from the annotation of a GenBank genome assembly. NCBI's taxonomy places the organism in Eukaryota, Viridiplantae, Streptophyta, Magnoliopsida, Poales, Poaceae.
AUGCAUCUCUACAACGCGUGGCUGCCCCCGGCGGUGGCGGAUGCCGCGCGGGGGGAGGCGGCGGCCUUCGCCGGCGCGGUGCGGGCGGCCAAGGACGCGUGGCGCCCCGACGACCCCGACUCGGCCUACGCCACGCUCAAGUGGAUCUCCGUGUUCGACCUUUUUAUCAAAGCAAAGAGUGACGUUGCUCCUGAGGACAUACAUGCUCUUGUAGAGCUUGGGUUUGGAAUAUUUCAUGCAUCGCAGAAUAAGUUUGUUGUCCAGAUAAAAUGGGGAGGUUUGCUCAUCAGGCUUUUCAAAAAGCAUGCGGAGAGACUUUCACUUGAUGUGCAAUGGAGGCCGCUUUACGAGACAUUGAUACAAACCCAUUUCAAGAGAAACAUGGGCCCUGAGGGCUGGAAAGUAAGGCAGCAACACUUCGAGACCAUCACCGGCUUAGUACAUGCCUCUAGGACUUUCUUUCCUGAAGGUGCAGCUGCUGAGAUUUGGUUGGAAUUCAGGCCGUUGCUGGAAAAUCCAUGGCAUAACUCAGCAUUUGAAGGUGUUGGAUUUGUUAGGCUGUUUCUUCCUGCAAACUCGAGGAACCAGGAUCACUUUACGACUGAUUGGAUUGCACAAUGUCUACACAUUUGGGACUCUGUCACAAAUUGUAACUUCUGGGAUAUCCAAUGGGCUGCCAUCAUAGCACGUUGCAUAAAAAAUUCCAGAUCCAUUGAAUGGAAGAAGUUUCUGCCGCUAUUGUUUACAAGAUACUUGAACAUGUUUGAGGUUCCUAUAUCCAGUGGGAAUGGGUCGUACCCUUUUCCAGUGGAGGUGCCUAGGAACACAAGAUUUUUGUUCUCAAGUAAGACCAGAUCACCUUCCAAGGCAAUUGCAAAGUCUGUUGUGUACCUUUUGAAGCCUAAAAGUCUGGCACUGGAACAAUUUGAGAAGCUCAUAAAUUUUCUAGAACAAUUCUAUCAUCCAUCAAAUGGGGGUCGCUGGACCUACUCAUUGGAGCGUUUUCUGCGGUAUCUUGUUUUUUACUUUGAAAGACGUCUUCAACAUGAACAAUUUGACACAAUGGAUGAGAAAAAUGAGCAGUUCUGUUUGGGAAAAGAAGAGAGAGCUGUUUUUAUCAAAGUAGUGCUGAAAUUACUGGAUCGUGGUCAGUACAGCAAGGAUGAUUCUCUUGCUGAAACAGUAUCCAUUGCAACUUCAAUCCUGUCUUAUGUCGAGCCAUCCUUGGUGCUUCCGUUUGUCGCAACGAACUUCCAACUAGCCUUGGAGACAACUACUGCCACCCACCAGUUAAAGAAUGCUGUCACAUCUGUCGCAUUUUCUGGACGGGCGCUUCUUCUAAGUUCUUUAUGCUCAACUCAAUCUGGUGAUAGUAGCAUGAUUGAUACACUCUAUGAUCUUAUUGUCACUUCCCUUUCAAAUGCAUUGCUUGGUAUGGAUGCCAACGAUCCACCUAAAACUGUAGCUACGAUGCAAUUAAUUGGCUCAAUAUUUUCAAAUCUGGCUACAGUUGGUGUUAGUGAUGAUGUGCCUGCUUUCCUCCAAACUUCCUCUCUAUCGGAUUGGCUACAUGAAUUCUUUUGUCGGCUGUUUUCUGUGCUUCAGAAUCUGGAAUCAAGUAGUGCCAUCGCGGAGGGUUACCAGACCUCAAUCAUGCCGGGAACUUUUCUCGUCGAGGACAGCCCUCACUAUUUUUGCAUGCUAGAAAUAGUUCUGGGAAAGUUAUCAAAAACCUUAUUUAAUCAGUCCCUUAAGAAAAUUGCCAAGUUCGUCAAUGCAAAUAUCCUUCCUGGUGCCACUUCAGAAGUUGGACUUCUUUGUUGUGCCUGUGUUCAUUCAUAUCCUGAGGAGGCUUCAGUCUACCUUGUAAAGCCUAUCUUAAUGACUAUCAUGUCCUCCUUCGAAGGUACCCCCACAACAGGUUAUGUUGGAAGAGAAGUUCCUAACAAUAUGUCUACUAAGGCUACACUUUCUCCUGCUCUAGAAACAGCAUUGGACUACUAUCUGAGGGUUUUGGCUAUAUCCAUCAGUUAUGCGGGUCCUGUCUUACUGAGCUAUAGAGAAGAAUUAAAGCACGUAAUAAUGUCUGCAUUCCAGGCCCCUUCAUGGAAGGUCAAUGGAGCUGGUGAUCAUCUCCUUCGCUCUGUGCUAGGAAGCCUGGUUUCAUUUUAUCCACUAGAUCAGUAUAAGCCAUUUUCUUGUCAGUCCAUUGCUAAUAUUAUUGAGCCAUGGGGUUGUUCAAAAGCUCAUCAGGACAGGGAGGUUGAAAUGCUUAAUUUUCCUCCGAAGUGGCAUGAUCCCAGUCAAGAUGAACUAUCUUUUGCAAACGAAUUGUUAGAAUUUCAUUUUCAGUCGGCUGUGGAAGAGCUUUUGACUAUUUGCCAGAUGGAAGUUCAGUCUGAGACAGGAGAUGAAAAGGAGCACCUAAAAAUAACGCUAUUGCGCAUUCAUUCUGCAUUGCAGGGUGUAAUGUCGUGCUUACCUGAACUGCGUCCAUCAUAUAAAGAUGGGAGGUCCAAGGUAGUAGAGCCCAGUUUCUUUAUUGCAGGAUCUUCUGGUAGCACCGUUGGCAGCUCAGAGAUGCGUGAAAAGGCUGCAGAACUUGUGCACAUAGCUUGCAGGUACUUAUUAAAGGAAAGAACUGAUGAUAGUAUUCUCCUAGCACUUGUAGUACGCGUGAUUGAUGCUUUGGUGAACUAUGGUAGCUUGGAAUAUGAUGAAUGGUCAAGUCAUGUUCAAGCUUGGAAAUUAGAGUCUGCUGCCAUCAUUGAGCCUCAAUGCAACUUUAUUGUUCCAUUCCAUGCUCAGGGCAAAAAGAGACCUAGAUGGGCACUUGUCGAUAAAGCACACUUGCAUAAUACGUGGAGAUGUUCACAAUCAUCAUACCACAGAUACCGGACAAAUGCCAAUGUAUCUCCGUCUAGCCUCAUGGUUAAUUUGGUGAAGGAUCUCCUAGAUCUCUCACUACACAACUAUGAAACUGUUCGCUCGUAUGCUGGAAGAUCGCUAACAAAAAUGCUGAAGCACUGGCCUUCUCUAAUUUCUGAUUGUGUUCUUACCCUGACUGAGAAUUUGCGUGAUUCGAAAGCCCUGGAACAUGUGGUGCUUGGUUCUUGCAGCAUUCUUGCAUCACAGACUGUUUUGAGACACUUGACAACUGAUUCUGCUUCCCUCUCUUCAUUUAUCAUGGGAAUUUUGGGAAGCUCUCAUCAUGAAUCGAUAAAGUGUCAGAAAGCUAUUACUGAGCUCUUUGUGAAAUACAACAUACGUUUCUCUGGAAUAUCAAGGUCUUUUUUCAAGAAUUCUCAAAGUCUGGCUGACAGGCCAGGAUUUCUUGGAUUAUUUUCUCAAAUUAAUGCUUUGGGCUUUGAGACUAACAGUCUACAUUGGAGGUACAACCUGAUGGCUAAUAGAGUACUUCUGUUGCUAAUUUUGGCAUCUAGAAGUGAGCCUGACAUUUAUUCACAAAUCCUGGCAGAGACUGCUGGUCAUUUCUUAAGAAAUUUGAAGAGUCAACUCCCCCACUCAAGGAUGCUUGCAAUAUCUGCUCUGAACACACUAUUAGAAGGAUCACCUCACAAGGCAUCUGUGGAAGAUUCACAACAAUCAUUAGAUCACCCUGAAGAAUGCAAUAUUUUGUCAACAGGAAGGCUUCUGAAUGACAUAAUCCAGGAGGAAGGAUUCAUGAAUGAUACACUAAACAGUCUCUCACAUGUACAUAUUAUUUCUGAUAGUGAUGGUUCAUCAAAAGCAAGUUAUGGUGCUUCAUCGUUUCAAAGCGGAUCUGAUAAAGCAAUCACUUACUUCUAUUUUGAUUUCUCUGCCUCGUGGCCAUGUACCCCUAGUUGGAUUUCUUUAGUGGGCGGUGGCACAUUCUAUUCCAGCUUUGCUAAGAUAUUCAAAAGGCUUAUACAACAAUGCGGAAUGCCAGUAAUGUCCUCACUUCAGACUGCACUAGAAGAAUUUCUGAGUUCAAAAGAAAGAUCAAGGCAAUGUGUGGCGGCUGAAGCUAUGGCGGGCAUGCUUCACUCUGAUGUCAGUGGGGAUUUGGAGUCUGGGAGUGACUGGUUGAUGCUUCAAUUGCAGAAGGUUGUGUUAGCUCCAUCUGUGGAAUCAGUUCCUGAAUGGGCAUCUUGCAUUAGAUAUGCUGUUACUGGCAAAGAAAGAUCUGGAACUCGUGCUCCUGUUCUCAGGCAAAAAGUAUUAGAUUGCUUAUGUACAGCAGUUCCUCAGUCUGUAGCAACUAGUGUACUUGCCAAGAGAUAUUCUUUUCUGUCUGUUGCUCUAAUUGAAAUUUCUCCACAUAAAAUGUCCCCAGCAGAGGAGCAGUACCACGUUACAAUUCUCAACGAACUGCUUGACAAUAUGAGUCACUCAUCUGCACAGGUAAGAGAGGCGAUUGGUGUUGCUAUGUGUGUCGCAUGCUCGAAUGUGAGAUUAGCUGGUGCACGUUCACCGGGAGUCCUGACAGAACAAACCGGAAAUGAAUAUUGGUCUAAGCGUUUGACAGAUGGAGUUACUGAGUUGUCUGUGAGUAUACAGAACAAUAGUCAAUCUAAGCAACUUGAAUUGGCAUCCGAUUCAUCCACUGUGAAUGGCUUGGACAAUAAAGAGGAGGCUGACGCUAAAAGAAUGGAAACGAUUUUCCAUUUCAUGAUUGCAUCUCUGAAGUCUGGGAGAUCUUCCGUUCUACUAGAUGUUAUUAUUGCACUCUUCUACCCUGUUCUAUCAUUACAGGAAACAUCAAAUAAAGAUUUGUCAUUGCUUGCAAAGUCAGCUUUUGAAUUGCUUAAAUGGCGGACUUUGCCGCGCCCUUUUCUUGAAACAGCUAUUAUGGCUAUCCUUUCUUCAGUCAGUGAUCCCAACUGGCGAACCAGAUCAGCGUUGUUAUCAUAUCUCAGGACCUUUACAUACAGGCACACAUUCAUUCUUUCUGGCUCAGAGAAAUCACAAAUUUGGCAAACAAUCGAGAAGUUACUUGUGGAUAACCAAGUUGAGGUCAGGGAGCAUGCUGCUGGUGUUCUUGCAAGCUUAAUGAAGGGUAUAGAUAAAGAUCUAUCGAAGGAUUUCCGUGAUAGAUCAUAUGCACAAGCCCAACGUAUCCUUGAUACGGGAAGAAGAACUCCAAAGUCCGGCCAUUCUGUUGCUACCAUACAUGGUGCAGUACUUGCUCUGACGGCUUCGGUGCUUUCUGUCCCAUACGACAUGCCAAGCUGGCUUCCUGGUCAUGUAACACUACUGGCCCACUUCAUCCGCGAGCCGUCUCCUGUGAAAUCUACUGUGACAAAGGCUGUUGCUGAGUUUAAGAGGACACACGCCGACACUUGGAGCAUCCAGAAGGAUGCCUUCACAGAAGACGAACUGGAGGGUGCAGCAUGUGGUCUUUACCUCCAACAUGUCCUGUCGUUGCUUAGCAAAAAUUCAAGGUUUUAG